GCGCGGCUUUGUUGGAAAAAGGACUCAAAUUGCGCGGGGACGUCGGGACGUCCUCCCGCGCGACAGGUCACAGUCAGUGGCGGGCUUAAUUGCGGCGUGAGGGCUGUCACUCCAGUCGCUCCACGGCCACGAUGGUUAUAAAGCGGCUGCAGAGCGGACCAGUGCGCACACACGCUCCUGGACCUCCGGCCAACAUGCACGUCCCCUACGUCGUCGUGGUGGUAGUCGCCGCCGUGGUCCACUGGGCCGGCGCCCAGUCCGCAUCCGAGCUGGCCUACGCCAACAACCUCGACGAGUGCAUCAGCGAGCUGGGGAUGACCAAGGACGAGUUCAGGAAGAGUGGGGACCCAACGUUGAAGGUACAGUACUGCUUGAUGACAAAAGACGGCACGGUCGGACCAGACGGAAAGUUUUCGGCUGAGGGAGCCUUGGCGCAAAUAGAGAGUUUUUGGAAAUCUCAACCGGAUCGGGUGGCCAACGCCACAAGGGUUGUUGCUGCGUGCCGCGCUGAACUCGAAGCUGAGACAGCCAUGGGGGAGGCACUGGCGAAGAAGAUUAUGGAUUGCUUCUCGAAAAACGACGUGUCCGGAAGGGGGCCCCCCACGACCCCCGCCCCCGCCAUGUGACAGCAGGAGGAGUGAAUCAGACGGGUUCCUGCGCCCGGCGUGCGGGCAACCCAUCCUACCGCAAAGGCUCCGCUCGGCUCCGCUGGACCGGAGUGGACACCUCCACUCCACCAACGUGGCGAGGUCGACUAGCUCGGCUGGGUCGCGUUGGCGGCACCGUUGCCCUCCUGCAGCGUCAGUCGCAUCUGCAAGGGAGAGAGACGUAACAUGUUGUGUAAAAUGUACUCUCUGAAAACCUUACAAACUAUUUUAGCCAUUGUAAAAAAAAGUACUAGCUUGCGUUAUAACAAAAAGUAUGUUAAGCAUACAGAAGCUUACAAGGGAAAUACUUCGUAAUUUACGAACUUUUUCUUCGUGUAACAAAGGAAAUUAGUUUGUACUAUGUAUGCUCAAAAUACUUCGUAAGGAUUUAAGCGUGUAAAUUACAAAGACCCGCAUGUGAAAUAGAGACAGCCUCUUUACUA
Thrips palmi is the source of this 1090-nucleotide messenger RNA. RefSeq lists its product as uncharacterized. The record is from RefSeq and is a predicted model, not a curated record. The transcript is spliced from 7 exons. The coding region runs from base 132 to 626 and encodes 164 amino acids. Lineage: Eukaryota; Metazoa; Arthropoda; Insecta; Thysanoptera; Thripidae. Gene Ontology annotation, molecular function: odorant binding.